CCUCCUCCCCAUAAAGGAGGAGCAACCGACGGAGUGAGCAGAACGCAGUCCGUAGCAUCGCCCGUUUGUUUCGCAGUGCGCGCUUUGCAUAGCCAUCAUGACCAAGACUGAAAUGUCCGCGCCGGCCUCCCCGUUGAAAGUGGGGCGCUCCCCCGCAGUCAAAGCUGGAGGUAUGAGAGUUGCCAAGAAGCUGGAGAAUGCACCUGUUGAAAAAAGUGCCAAAAUCCCAGGGAGAGAGAAGACUAGCUCUCUUAACGUCAUGAAAAUGCAAAGCAUGAAUAUUCUGCUUUCAGAUGUGCUGGAUAAACUCAGGCAUAAAUUUCCAGCAACAGUCACACAACAUCAAAAGCCACGGCCCACUCUGGAGAAGAUUAUACUGCCCAAAAGACUGUGCAUUAUUCAUCAGCCCCGGAAAUGUUAAAGAUGUAGAGUAAAAUAUUCAUAUAUUUGACAGACUUGCUCUUAACAUAACAGCACUUAGCUAAGGAAGCAGUAAAUGGACCAAAUGGCUCCAGCAAUAUCUACUUUGUAUUUCUCUUGCAAUAAAAACUGUGUAUGUUCAGUUUUGCAUCCUACCCAUGUCUUGAAAUUUUGUUUGACUUUUCUUUGUUGUUGUUUUUUUGCAUAGCUUCUGAUUGUCCACAAUACCCUUGUUUUAACAUUCCCAAACCAUCUUAUCACAGCAGUUACUGCUUUGAACAGACAAGCAGUUUUUCUCUAGCCAUAACAUUGACAAGGUUAUUGCCUCUUUAUCCUUUCACUCCUGGGAAUGUGGACACACUGGAAAAAAAGUAGGAUUGCUAAGUCUUCCUAACUUCUCUAGGUAAAUUGACUAGAAUUUCUGAUGAACCAGAUAAAGGGGGUCAUUUUUACCCAUAAAAAUGAUGCUAGGGUUCAGUCCUGUUUUAAAAAAACCACCCUACCUGCCUUUGAAAGCACAUCUUAAUACCAGAUUUGUGAGGACAACCUGUGGUUGGAUAGCGGUGAAGAAGCACUGGCUUAUUAAUAUAGGGUUAAGUCAAUUUUGUAUUUCUUUUUUCUUCUGGUGUGCGUUUAAACUUUUCUUGAGUUGAAGAUGUAAUGCUACAUUUUUAUUUGGGGGGAGGGUUGCUAUUGCAUUAGCCAACUAGAAUGCAGUUUGCUGUCAGUGAUGGAUAAAUACUUAUCCAUCUGGGAUGACGCUAUGUUUUUUGUUUUCUAGUAUUUCAGCAGUGUUAGAAAAUAGAAGAGAGACCAUUAAGAAUUCUGUUCUGUUCAACGUUAAGUGCUUGAAAGGUAACUCUUGUUUCCUAUACAGUACUGUGAAAGCCAAUGACUUGUUUUUUACAGACUUUAGGAUCUGAAUUUAUUCCCAGUAACAGCUACAUAGUGCCUUGUAUGGGAGCUUUCUUGUGAGGAACAAUUAAUUGACAUAACCAUUGCAGAACCUCCAAGCUAUACAAACAUCUACAGGAUGAAGAGUUUGGUGUGAAUCUCGGGGUUCUGUGUGACACAUCCAUCACUGUCGCUUGUCUGAAUUUAAUACUCGCAUGCAAUAAAGAACAUUUACUUAUCUACUUA
Lacerta agilis (Sand lizard) is the source of this 1560-nucleotide messenger RNA. RefSeq names its product death associated protein like 1 (gene DAPL1). The record is from RefSeq and is a predicted model, not a curated record. Gene Ontology annotation, biological process: apoptotic signaling pathway; cellular response to amino acid starvation; negative regulation of autophagy. Bases 98 to 421 code for a protein of 107 amino acids. The transcript is spliced from 4 exons. Gene Ontology annotation, molecular function: death domain binding. Lineage: Eukaryota; Metazoa; Chordata; Lepidosauria; Squamata; Lacertidae.